UUCUUUGCUGCGCGUGGUUCUCGCGCCGUGGAAUUUACCAUAGUAUAUCUACGGAUUCUCUCACAUUCUCGCGCUCUAUCUCGAACUCUCAUGGAUAGCUCGACGGACUUCGAGAGAAAGAGUAGGCAUAACUAAGAGAAAGCAAAAGAGACACCCAAUAAUGUCUAAACAGCACGUAAAUAUUUUUUAAGUAAUUUCUUUAUCGGUGACUAGGUGGUUUGAAGACGACAAAAUAUGCUUGAUAAGGCACCGGAGUCUGAACAUCAUGGUCCAACAUCAAGAAGUUCAUCAUUUUCCAUUGAGAAUUUACUUCGGUCUACUACCAAGACUACAGACAGGCGUUCUACGACCGAAGAUGAGGGGGACUGUAAGGAAACCGGACUCUCUUACAACCAAGUCGCUGUCAUUGAGAGCCGCUGCAGCCAAGUGGAGCGUCAAGUGUCUUACUUUGGAUUAAACGCCCAACGCCACUGGUGUGGGACAUCGCCAAACAAAGCUUGCAGUGAUUUACAGAGUAUGCUUUAGUGUCACUUUUGUUAAUUGUCCCAUUUGUCUAUGUAGCCUAUGUAUGGAAGCGACAUAUAGGGUAACCUAUAACCACAUCAAACUGUAAGGGUAGCUUGUUUACUAGCUAAUAGCCUACAUUCUUCUUAGGCAGAUCCGCUUUCACAAUAAGGAGCAUUUGAGGAUAGCCUACGCAUUUCCUCAGAUAAAAACAACGUGAAAGAGCUGCUAUCGACAAUGCUUUGAGGUUUCUGUGCGUAAGAGCCUAUUAGCUUAUAUUCUUCUUUCCAAUGACAAUACACAAUACAUGCCAUGCCAGUAAAAAUAGACAACACUGCAUUGAAUGUGGCAUGCAUAGCCCAUACAUCCUGCAACAAACCAUAACAGCACUAGUGUAUUCGCUCGUACCCCGUGCGUAAAACAUCUCCAUUCGGUUCCUCUUUAAACGGGGUAUGGCACGCCACUUCGAUACAUUUCAAACGUAACACUGAUUGGAAAUUAAGCUUAUACACCAUAAUUAUGCUUAUCAUACAAUUGCAAGGCUGUGUUUCAUUACAUGUUUCAUUACUAGCUAAGAGGUCAUUAUGGCCUGCCCGCAGCACUUAAAAAACCGACUACCGUCGAAAACUGCAAUCACUUAUCACUGCUGCCAUUAGGGUUGAUAUCAUGAUUGAGAGAUACAUGCACUUAUUGAUCCCUAUUGGCCUGUGCGUAAAAUGUAGCAGAAACAGUUUACCAAUGGCCCUCUCAUGACACUCCUCGUUCAUUUCAGGUCCGCAGUGCCAUUCCAGCAACUCAGAUGAUCCCGGAUACUCCCUAAAAACCAGCAACCGGGAUUCUCCCACUCUACCAGAGCCGGUGGAAGACAACGACCAACCGGAUGAGAGGGCAGAGGGCAGUCUGACAGAUGACAAGGAUGACGAAACAGGGUCUUCCUGCUUCGCACGAGAAGACAGUGAAACAGCUGAUACGAAAGCAGCUUGCAAGAAGAAGACCCGCACCGUGUUCAGCCGGACUCAGGUUUUCCAGCUGGAGUCCACCUUCGACAUGAAACGCUACCUGAGCAGCACCGAGCGGGCGGGGUUGGCCGCCUCUCUACAGCUCACCGAGACGCAGGUCAAGAUUUGGUUCCAGAAUCGCAGGAACAAGUGGAAGAGACAGCUAGCUGCCGACAUGGAGGCCACGAGCAUCUCGUAUUCGGCCCAAAGGAUUGUCAGGGUUCCUAUUCUAUACCACGAGAACGCGGCACCUGGGACACUGAGCGCAAACCUGGCACAGGUGUCGCCACCCUUAGUGGGUUUCUCGAGUACUGUGAAUUAUCCCGUCUCCCAGUUCACCCACCCCAUGUCUUUUAUAAGAUCACAGAUCACAGGCCUUGUGUGAGACACACAUUAUUGGUGUAUUAUAUUGAACUAAUAAUGUGCGUAUUGGACAUGCUAUAGCAGCAUUUCCCAAACUCGGUCCUGGGGACCCCAAGGGGUGCAAGUUUAGAUUUUUUCCCUAGUACUACACAGCUGAUUCAAAUAAUCAACGCUUGAUUAUUAGUUGAUUACUUGAAUUAGUUGUGUAGUGCUAGGGCAAAAACCAAAUCGUGCACCCCUUGGGGUCCCGAGGUUUCCGAGUUUGGGAAAUGCUGUGGUAGAGACAAUCCCCUCAGGAGUUUAUUGCUGAGGGUGACUUUUAUGCAAAUCACCAAAAUCACAGCCACAUUCAUAAGGCGACAACAAUUUGACCAACCUGUUUAGCCUAUAGGCCGCAACUCUUCUGUUUUAAUACGCAUGUUGCAAUUACCGUGUAUUUUCUUGAUUUGAGUGUGUACAAAAAUGUUAACAGGUGAAUCCCUCAAGCCAGACACUACAUUUGGGAAUUUUAACUUAAGCACAUAUCAUACGAUGUAUAUGAUUAUUUACUUGGAAACUGGAUGGAAUAUUGUCAUGGGUUAGUCUACCAGUUUGUGUGUUUGUAAUAUUUUUAAAUGACAAAACUUGGCACCUGUAGAUAGACAUUUUACGAGCAUGGGGUUACGGGACUGUAUUAUUUCAUAAUUCUUAGGCUAUUUAAAGUGGGUUUCAUAUUACAUUUUGUACACGAGUUGUCCGAUUAAUGUAAAUAAAAUUGAUAAAGUGCACACCAUGUUUGAUGUUUAUUGUGUUAAUUAAAAGGCCUGCUUUGUAUUCUCAUAAUUAGCACGAAUUGUUGUUAUGUUGAUAGCCAGUCUCUGUAAGGCUCUGUCUGACCAGUGGCUAGGCCUCGGCCUACGGCCAUCGAAAAUAACACUGAAAGCCUAAUCCAACUGGAGCAAUAAGCAAUUUCCCUUUCAAAAUUCAUAAACAUUCACCAGGAUAUUUUCAAGACCAACAAACUAUGUAUGCCCCCGCAUUUAGCCCUUAUUUGGUUGACAAUUCAAAAAGUUAAGGAAAAAUGCUUUUAGAAAUUCCACACCAAUGUUGAGAAGAUGCAGACAUUUAAAGUGACGACUGAAUAUACCUUUCUUCUUAUUCAACAGUUUAUCAGUGUAG
Coregonus sp. 'balchen' is the source of this 3023-nucleotide messenger RNA. NCBI's taxonomy places the organism in Eukaryota, Metazoa, Chordata, Actinopteri, Salmoniformes, Salmonidae. The record is from the annotation of a GenBank genome assembly.